This is a messenger RNA of Mugil cephalus (flathead mullet), 5538 nucleotides long. RefSeq names its product mitogen-activated protein kinase 8 interacting protein 3 (gene mapk8ip3). Gene Ontology annotation, cellular component: cytoplasm. The record is from RefSeq and is a predicted model, not a curated record. Bases 687 to 4847 code for a protein of 1386 amino acids. The transcript has 33 exons. Gene Ontology annotation, biological process: vesicle-mediated transport. Gene Ontology annotation, molecular function: signaling receptor complex adaptor activity; MAP kinase scaffold activity; kinesin binding. Lineage: Eukaryota; Metazoa; Chordata; Actinopteri; Mugiliformes; Mugilidae.
UCCCGUCCCCCUCCAUCUGAGAGCCUCUCCCAUUGGGAGACAUCACCAUCGACGCCCGAGUCCCGCAGCAGCAGCAGCAGCAGCGGUGGAGGAGGAGGAGGAGGAGGAGGAGGAACAUGGAGGAGACGGGGCAAUAGAGGCACAACAGGCGGCGAUCUAAAAAAAAAAAAAAAAAGAAUAUUUAUUUACCUAUUUAUUUAUUUAUUUAUCCGCCCCCCUCCCUCUCCCUCUCCCCCCUCUCGCCAGUAAUGGCCGGACUCCGCGGCUGCUGAAGAGGCAGGUGCAUCGACCGACGCGUUUUCCGCUCCUCGCCAUGGAUCCACAGGCCGGCUCCGCGGCGCACCGCUCCCCGGGACACACGCUUCCUCCGCGGGGAGAGGAGGAGAAGAAGAAGCUGUAGGACUGCGAGGUCUGGAGGAAAUAACCCCCCCACCACCCUGCACAAGAGGCUGCGUCUGGAGGAGGAAGGAGAGAGGAGGAAGAGGAGGAGGAGGAGGGGGCCUCUUUACAUCUAAAUAUUACAGCCAAUAUUCUCAGAGCUCAAGGUUACGCACACAGUCUGCCUCCCUCCACAGAUGGAGUAGGUGUUUCUGUUGUUUUGUUUUUAUUUUUCCUUCCACCUGAUCGGAUCCAAACACUGAGACUCUAAAGGUGCCGCUGAGGCGCAUCUGGAUCCAGCUGCCAGGAUGAUGGAGCUGCAGAUAGACGAGGUGGUGUACCAGGACGACUACGGCUCCGGCUCCGUGAUGUCGGAGCGCGUGUCGGGCCUGGCCAACAGCAUCUACCGGGAGUUCGAGCGGCUCAUCCGCAGCUACGACGAGGAGGUGGUGAAGGAGCUGAUGCCGCUGGUGGUGAACGUGCUGGAGAACCUGGACGCGGUGCUGACGGAGAACCAGGAGCACGAGGUGGAGCUGGAGCUGCUGAAGGAGGACAACGAGCAGCUCAUCACCCAGUACGAGAGGGAGAAAGCGCUGCGUAAGCAGGCGGAGGAGAAAUUCAUUGAAUUCGAAGAUGCGCUGGAAGCUGAGAAGAAGGACCUGCAGGUGCAGGUGGAGUUUCUGGAGCUUCAGGGAAAACAGCUGGAGCUCAAGACCAAGAAUUAUUCUGACCAGAUCACUCGGCUAGAAGAGCGAGAAUCUGACAUGAAGAAGGAGUAUAACGCUCUGCACCAGCGCCACACUGAGAUGAUUCAGACGUACGUCGAACACAUCGAGUCCAAAAUGCAGCAGGCGGGCAGUCAGGACGGCCCUGGCUGUGGACGAACUCAACGCCACACAUGGAGGAAAAGCAAAUCGGACCGGCCGCCAUCGUUGAGCCUGUACCCGAGCGGCGAGGGCAUGGUACGUGGGGGUCCUGGGGGGGCUAGGAUGGUGCCCGGGAAAGACAUCUGGCAGGAGGACGGGUCGGAGUCGGACUCGGUGGCGGCGACUCCCAGCAGCACGGGAAGCAAAUCCAACACCCCCACGUCCUCGGUGCCGUCCGCCUCCGUCACCCCGAUCAUCGAAGGGUUCCUGCCGGCGUCCGACUUCGACGGCACGACGCGGGCCGGGAACCGCAGGAAAAGUGCCAAGCGCCUCAGCCGCAACAUGGAGGUGCAGGUUUCCCAGGAGACCAGGAACGUCAGCAUCGGUAUGGGAAGCAGCGACGAGUGGCCCGAGUUUCAGGAGAUCAUCGAUUCGACCCCGGAGCUGGACAUGUGCGUGGACCCCCGAGUGUACGGAGGAGGAAACAGCCCGUCUCACGGCAUCGUUAACGAAGCCUUCGGCAUCAACACCGACUCCCUGUACCACGAGAUCAAAGACGCUAAGUCGGACAUCAUCGGGGACGUGGACGCGGGUGCCGAGCUGCUAGGCGAGUUCUCAGUCCGUGAUGAUUUCUUCGGGAUGGGUAAGGAGGUGGAGAACCUGCUGACGGAGAACAAACAGCUCCUAGAGACCAAAAACGCCCUGAACAUCGUGAAAAACGACCUCAUUGCCAAAGUGGACGAGCUGACGGGGGAGCGGGCGGUGCUGAGGGAGGAGCUGGAGGCCGUGAGGCAGUCAAAGAACAAGGUGGACGCCAGAGUCAAGGAGCUGGAAGAAGAACUGAGGAGGUUGAGAGCAGAGGCUCUCGGAGCAUCUCGUGACUCCAAGGAUGAAGGAGGCGAUGACUUUUCGUCGCCGAUGCAGGACGGCGACAUGACGAUGACGCAGCGGCGGCGCUUCACUCGGGUGGAGAUGGCCCGAGUCCUGAUGGAGAGGAACCAGUACAAAGAGCGGCUGAUGGAGCUGCAGGAGGCCGUGAGGUGGACGGAGAUGAUCAGGGCGUCGCGGGAGAGUCCCCCCAUCCAAGAGAAGAAGAAGUCCACCAUCUGGCAGUUCUUCGCGCGUCUCUUCAGCUCGUCGUCCAGCCCGCCGCCCGUCAAGAGGCCGUACUACAGCGUCAACAUCCACUACAAGUCGCCGUCGCCGGCCGGUUUCCCCCAGCGGCGCAGCCACACCAUGUGCCAGAUCUCCACCUCCAACCGCACCCUGGAGUUCUUCCCCGAAGAACUGGCCAGUAACGGUGUUGCGUCUCUCCUCAGCGACUCGGCGCUGUUGGCCCGUAGAGAGCAGCGCAGGGAACAGUACCGGCAGGUCCGCGAACACAUGCGGCGUGACGACGGCAUCAUGCAGGCCUGUGGAUGGAGCGUGCCGUCACGCUUCAAACAGACUGGAGGUCAGACGGACGCCGCUCAGGACAACCCGCUGAAGAGACAACAGACCACGAACGAGAAGGAAGACAACCGCAUGAAGAACGUCCCCGUCCCGGUGUACUGUCGCCCUCUGGUGGAGAAGGAUCCCAACAGGAAGUUGUGGUGUGCGGCAGGAGUGGACCUGACAGGGUGGAGGGUCAGCAGCCAGGAGUUGGCGGCGGCCAAAGCCCUGUCGGGGAGCAGCGACCCGCUUCACGCCGAGGAGGACGGCGCCGAUAAAAAGAACAACCACACGUCCCCCGAGAAGAGGAAGUCCAAGGAGCUCCACGAAACCGACACCAUGAGCAGUCGAGUCUGGAUCCUCACCAGCACCCACUCCGCCAGCAAGGUGGUCAUCAUCGACGCCAACCAGCCGGGCUCGCUGGUCGACCAGUUCAACGUCUGCAACGCCCACGUGCUCUGCAUCUCCAGCGUGCCAGGUGAGGAGGAGGAGGAAGAUCUUUUUUGUUCCACCGUAAACACAUCUCGUUACUCUCUUCACAACGUGUUUUCAUCGUUGUCGUCGUCGCCGCAUCCAGCCGCCAGUGAGAGCGAUUAUCCGGCCGGAGAGAUCGUGUUGGACCCAGGUGACGGCGGAGCGGGUGGAGGAGAGGAUGCGGGGAGCGUUGAAGGUAUGCUGGCCGGCAUCACGCUCGUCGGCUGCGCCACCAACUGCAGCGUUGCUCGCAGCAACUGCUCCUCGCGCACUGACACGCCGAUAAUGGACAAAGGACAAGCUCCCACCGCUCCGCCCGCCAACGGGAAGAUCCACCCGGCGCAGUCGGCCGAGGAAGCCACCGAGGCCACCGAGGUCCCCGAGUCCAACGCCGGCCACUCGGAGACGGGACGUCCGGGGCCGUUCAUGGAGCACGUCUUCACCGAUCCUCAGCCUCGUCCGGCUGACGCCUCCGAGAGGAGCUCAGGACAGUCCAAGGAGGAAACGUCUCAGCCGCAGGAGUCGGAGGAAGGAGGCGAAGAAGCCAAAAACUACACCAGCGUGGCCCCAACCAUGUGGCUCGGAGCCCAGAACGGCUGGCUUUACGUCCACUCAGCUGUUGGAAACUGGAAGAAGUGUCUCCACUCCAUCAAACUCAAAGACUCGGUGCUCAGUCUGGUCCACGUGAAAGGUCGUGUCCUGGUCGCCCUCGCCGACGGGACUCUCGCCAUUUUCCACAGAUCCGAAGACGGUCAGUGGGAUUUGUCCAACUACCACCUGAUGGACCUGGGCCGCCCCCAUCACUCCAUCCGCUGCAUGGCUGUCGUCCACGACAAAGUCUGGUGCGGCUACAAGAACAAGAUCCACGUCAUUCAGCCCAAAAGCAUGCAGAUAGAGAAGUCCUUCGACGCCCACCCUCGCAGGGAGAGUCAGGUGCGUCAGCUCGCCUGGAUCGGAGACGGCGUUUGGGUUUCGAUCCGUCUCGACUCGACGCUGCGUCUCUACCACGCCCACACGCACCAGCACCUGCAGGACGUCGACAUCGAGCCGUACGUCAGCAAGAUGCUCGGGACCGGGAAGCUCGGUUUCUCCUUCGUGCGAAUCACGGCUCUUCUGAUCGGUGGAAAUCGUCUUUGGGUCGGGACCGGAAACGGAGUGAUCAUCUCCAUCCCGCUGACAGAGACCGUGGUCCUUCAUCGGGGGCAGCUCCUGGGUCUGAGGGCCAACAAGGUGUCUCCCACGUCCUCCGGUGGCGUGAUCCACGUGUACGGCGACGACGGCGGCUCCGAGAAAAGCAGCGGCAGCUUCAUCCCGUACUGCUCGAUGGCGCAGGCCCAGCUGUGUUUCCACGGACACCGGGACGCCGUCAAGUUCUUCGUCUCCGUACCAGGUAACGUGUUGGCCACUUUAAAUGGCAGCGUGUUGGACAGUCCGUCGGAGGGGACGGGCUCGGCGGCGCCCGCAGAGACGGAGGCUCAGACGGUUCAUAACGUGCUGGUGCUGAGCGGUGGAGAGGGAUACAUCGACUUCCGCAUAGGCGAUGGGGAGGACGAUGAGACGGAGGAGGCGGACCCCGGCGGCGGUGGGGGCGGCGGCGGCAGCGGUGGUGGGGGCGGAGCCUCUCAGAUGAAACCCUCGUUGAGCAAAGCCGAGCGAAGCCACAUCAUCGUCUGGCAGGUGUCUUACGUCCCCGAGUGACACCGGAUCCGCUUUAACUUUAACGCCCACCUCCCCCCCCCCACAGACGCUUCCAGCCGCCACCUUGUAAUUUAACCCCCCCCCCUCCGGUCGUGUAAAACCAGUUCAAGCUGACGCCCCCUUCACCCCCCCCUCAAAAGCCGUGUUAUUGUCCCCUGUAACUAUUAAACCCCUCCAUCCUGUAACUUUAACGCCUCCUCUGAUCUAGUAAUCUGCCUGCGACCCUGUUUCUGCCCCCCCCCCCGGGGGCCUCGUAACUACCUCCCUCCUCUGCAUCCACCUUAUAUCCACCUCCACUGUCCUGCAUCUGCCCCCCCAAACAGUUACUCCCUCCAUUUAGUUUGGUCACGUCUGUGGAAAAAACAAAAGCCCGGAGUGACACGAUAAAAAAAAAAAAAGAAUAAAAAGAGAUAAAUAAGAAGAACAAAGUGGAGCUUUGCGGGUGGAGAUGUCAGCAGCAGAGAUGCCGGGGGUGGAGGUGUUUGUUGAAACUCGAAGGUGAAGACGAGAGGGAAAGCGAUGGAGACGUGUCCGACGUUUCGAGGACGUAUUUUCCGGUGUAGAGACGUGUCUGAAGCUCGUGGUGUGUUCAGGGUUUUACUGUAAAUCUCCAUCCUUCUCUGUUCAGUAUGGAAACUCUUGCAUCGAUCUCUGUGUGGAUUAAAUAUUAUUAAACAUAUUCGUGUGCUGA